AUGAAGAAGGGAAACAAGCCGGAUUUCCACCAAUCCGCCAACGGCGACCAAGCCAAGACACUAUACCAAGCCUUCUUCAAGAAGGUCGGAUCUCUCUAUGAGUCCGACAAGGUCAAAGACGGACUCUUUGCCGCCAUGAUGGAUGUUGCUUUGGUUAACGAUGGGCCGGUCACUAUUCAAAUCGACACCAACCCACCGAAGACGGAUGCUUCCACCUCGGGUGCUCCAAAGGGAAGCAAUCAGCAGACAGUCGACGUUGAUGACCGCAAGUAG
This is a messenger RNA of Alternaria metachromatica, 273 nucleotides long. It is a transcript of the gene DTD1, whose product is annotated as D-tyrosyl-tRNA(Tyr) deacylase. The transcript is spliced from 2 exons. The record is from RefSeq and is a predicted model, not a curated record. Gene Ontology annotation, molecular function: D-tyrosyl-tRNA(Tyr) deacylase activity. Gene Ontology annotation, biological process: tRNA metabolic process. Gene Ontology annotation, cellular component: cytoplasm. The coding region runs from base 1 to 273 and encodes 90 amino acids. NCBI's taxonomy places the organism in Eukaryota, Fungi, Ascomycota, Dothideomycetes, Pleosporales, Pleosporaceae.